Gigantopelta aegis is the source of this 2076-nucleotide messenger RNA. Its product is annotated as superoxide dismutase [Cu-Zn], chloroplastic-like. The transcript has 7 exons. The coding region runs from base 85 to 1350 and encodes 421 amino acids. NCBI's taxonomy places the organism in Eukaryota, Metazoa, Mollusca, Gastropoda, Neomphalida, Peltospiridae. Gene Ontology annotation, molecular function: superoxide dismutase activity; copper ion binding. The record is from RefSeq and is a predicted model, not a curated record. Gene Ontology annotation, biological process: removal of superoxide radicals.
GACAGGUAUAAUAUUUCACAGACUCCCCCACUCUACCUCUGAACGCGUUUUGUACUUUGCUGAUAAAUCGUAAACGUCGACACAAUGAGGAAGACGUUGUUGUCGGUGUUGGUGUUGACUGUGUGUGUAAUUCUUGUUACACAUGGACAGAAGAUGAAGAAUAAGAGGUCCAGGACGUCUAAGAAGAAAGCAAAUACAGCGGCCAUAAUGAACGACGUCCAUAUGUUACAGUCGAACAUCACCCAACUGUGGAAAAGCGUCCAUCACAUCCAAAACGACCACGCCAGUAUCGGGGGUGCGAAGGCAGCCAACGUGUCCGUCAGCAUCAGCGGGGUGGAGGGCGAGGAGAUUAUGAGCACCCAAGACUCCACCGGCACGCACGUGCACGUGCAUCUGCACAUGGACGCGAUACCGUACAGUAAGGAAGGCGGAAUGCAUGGGAUGCAUGGGAUGAACGCAAUGCAUGGGAUGCACGCAAUGCAUGGACAUCAAGGAAUGCAUUGCAAAAAAUGCAUGAAGGGAAUGGAAAUGAUGAAUGGGAAACAAGGCAUGAAGGGAAUGAAAAUGAUGAAUGGGAAACAAGGCAUGCAGGGAAUGCAAAUGAUGAAUGGGAAACAAAGCAUGAAAGACAUGAACAUGAGUGGGGGAAAAGGCAUGAAGGGAAUGCACAUGAUGCAUGGGAAACAAGGCAUGAAGGGAAUGCACAUGAUGCACGGGCAAAACGGACCGUGGCAGGGAUCUGGAAUGAAUAUGGCAAGCAAAGAAUUUAAGAAGAAACAUCACUGGCAUUACCCAGAACCUGACCAGUACCUGUAUGCCCGAUGUAAUGUAAACCCCGAUAAAAACCUGGCCGACACCGAGAAAAACCGAAUCACGGGUGUAAUCCAACUGAGGCAAAAGAUGCACCAUGAUAUAGAAAUCCGAGUGCACUUGCAAGGGUUUGACCUCGAAACCACAAUACAUCACCAUGGAUUCCAUGUCCAUCAGUUUGGUGACGACUCGGAAGGGUGUAAAUCGUUUGGAGGUCACUUCAAUCCAGACGAAACAGUACACGGUGGACCUCAUGAUGACGUCAGACACGUGGGAGACUGGGGUAACAUCCAUUGUAAUUCGAAAGGAGAGGCUCACAAAAACUUCACCGACACUCAUGCCCAGCUACUUGGACCGCAUUCCAUUAUGGGGCGUGGUAUUGUGAUUCACCACCAUAAAGAUGACCAUGGGAAAGGUGACAGCCCCGCGAGUAAGUUGAGCGGAGACGCCGGGCCGCGUCUGGCGUGCUGUGUUAUCGUCUGGACCGCCGACCAGGACUGGAGCAAACCCUUCCACCCAAACCACAACGCUCCGCACUAAAUAGUGACGUCAGCGUCAGACUCGGACAGAAUACAAACUGAUAUUUUGAUUGGAUUAUACAAUCAGCUCAGAAUUAACAAUCAUAAACUAUAAGUUGUGUUUAUGUAAUUGGAAACAUAAAAAAGAUCAGUUUCUGAAUUCAUUAACGAAAGACAAGUAACAUAAUUCGUCCACUAAUAAAAAAAAAAUCGGAUCGGUUACAGAUUUCAUUAACCAAAGAUUUUUUUACUUGGCAAUACAAUCAACUCAAAAUUAAUUAUCAACUAUAAGCUUAUUUUAAUUAGAAGCAUGAAAAUAUCAGUUACUGAAUUCAUUAACCAAUUAGAAUCGAGUUAGGUAGCUAGUCAACCAAUAAAAAAAACCUAUUAGUCACUUAAGACCAUACUAAAUGAAGACGAACGAAGCUUCUGGCCACAUAAUGAUAACAAUAAUAGUUAUAUUUUGUUUUAAUGGUCAUGUCCCAACUUAGGAUUACGUAUGUAUUAUUGAAUAACACUAAUUAUUACAAACGUUUAACCAAAAACAUGAACGAUUCGAAGGGACCAUUUAUUGUGUUUUGCAAACAAUAAUUACAAAUGUGAUAUUGUAAAUAUGUAAGCAACUUCAAACAUUCACUUCCUUUUAUCUAGUUAAAUGUGUUAAAUGUUAUAAAACGUUUUUCGUUUAGUCAAAACUUUGUGAACUUAUUUUUAUUCAAAUGUGCAAUAAAAUUUUCUUGAUAAAGAA